AUGAGUGCCCACGACAAUGAGAACGAGGAGCUCAUCGACUACGAGGACGAGCAUGACGUCGUCACCAACGGUGCCGCAGUGCCAUCGGCGUCGAACGGUGUUGCAGUCGCAGCAUCUGUCGCCGAGGGUGAAACAGACAAAGAAAAGAAAAACUUUUCGGGCAUCCACUCCACCGGUUUCAGGGACUUUCUGUUGAAACCUGAGUUGUUGCGUGCCAUCAGUGACCUAGGUUUCGAGCAUCCCUCGGAAGUCCAGCAGGAAUGUAUUCCGCAGGCGGUGCUCGGAAUGGACGUCCUGUGCCAAGCAAAGUCUGGACACGGCAAAACGGCGGUGUUCGUUCUUGCGACCUUGCAACAGCUCGAGCCUGUGAACGGCGAGGUGUCGGUCAUUGUGCUGUGCCACACCCGUGAACUGGCGUUCCAAAUCAAAAACGAAUACACCCGGUUUGCCAAGUACAUGCCCGACGUACGGGUCAGCACUUUUUAUGGUGGUACACCAGUUGCGAAGGAUGCGGAACUUCUCCGUGACAAGAACAAGUGCCCGCACAUUGUGGUCGCCACACCCGGUCGAUUGAAUGCCCUUGUGAGGGACAAGGUCUUGGACGCGUCGAAGGUCAAGCACUUCAUCCUGGACGAGUGCGAUAAAAUGCUGGAACAGCUUGACAUGCGCCGUGAUGUACAAGAAAUAUUUCGGGCCACGCCGCACCACAAGCAGGUGAUGAUGUUCAGCGCGACAUUGGCGAAGGAGAUUCGUGCGACGUGCAAGAAAUUCAUGGCCAACCCUCUCGAGAUCUUCGUUGACGACGAGACAAAGCUCACCCUCCACGGUCUUCAGCAGCACUACGUGAAGCUGGAGGAGGUCGGAAAGAAUAGGAAGCUGAACGAGCUCCUGGACACCCUCGAAUUCAACCAGGUCGUCAUCUUUGUCAAGUCCGUUGCUCGUGCGAUCGAAUUAGACAAGCUGCUGGUGUCCUGCAACUUCCCAAGUAUCAGCAUCCACUCCGGAUUAGCCCAGGAAGAACGUAUUAACCGAUACACUGCCUUCAAAGCAUUCGAGAAGCGGAUUCUCGUGGCGACUGACAUUUUCGGCCGUGGUAUCGACGUUGAACGUGUGAACAUUGUCAUCAAUUACGAUUGCCCUCCCGAUGCAGACAGUUACUUACAUCGUGUCGGACGUGCUGGACGUUUCGGCACGAAGGGUCUUGCUAUCACCUUCGUGUCGUCGGAAGCCGACCAGCAGGUGAUGGCUGCUAUUCAGUCGCGAUUUGAGGUUGCGGUGCCCGAGUUGCCGGAUCACAUAGAUCCCGCUAGCUACAUGACUUCUUGAAGCCCGUCUCUUGUCCUGUAAUCCUGUGUUCAUUUGUC
Messenger RNA from Laetiporus sulphureus 93-53, 1364 nucleotides. Its product is annotated as P-loop containing nucleoside triphosphate hydrolase protein. Gene Ontology annotation, biological process: mRNA export from nucleus; mRNA splicing, via spliceosome. The coding region runs from base 1 to 1326 and encodes 441 amino acids. NCBI's taxonomy places the organism in Eukaryota, Fungi, Basidiomycota, Agaricomycetes, Polyporales, Laetiporaceae. The record is from RefSeq and is a predicted model, not a curated record. The transcript is spliced from 9 exons. Gene Ontology annotation, molecular function: RNA binding; ATP binding; RNA helicase activity.